AUGAAAAAAAAAUCAGCUAAACAUUCUUUAUUAGAAAGAAAUAUUCUACAUGGUCAUCAAUUAAGAGAUUUAUUUUUAUUCGGUAAAACUGAAGUAAUGCUAUUUCGUUCAUAUGCUAUAUCAAGUUAUUUUAAUGAAGUACUAUUAAAUCAAACAAAACGUCAAUUUCGUUUAAUGCUUAAAUAUGCAGCGUAUAUUACAUUUGUAUUAUUUUUAGAAACAACUGUACGUAUCCCAGAUUCAACAAUUCAUGAUAUCAAAUAUUCAUUUAUAUUAAUUAUCCCAAUUAUUUGUGCCUAUUUAUCUACAUUGUUUCCAUUGAAACAUAAUACUUAUGUAUUUAUGUCAUCAAUUUUAUGUAUAUGCUUUCCAAUUAUUAUUUUAUGGUCUAGACGUAUGGCAUUUCGAUCAGAUCAUGGUUUAUUGACACCAAUUAUUAUCUUAAUUAUAUGUAUGUUUAUUUUUUCACCAUUAAAUUUAUCAAUAUGUAUUUGUUCAUCAGCAAUUAUAGUAGCAAUUUAUACUGUAUUAAAAAUUAUUCAUACCUCUGUUAUUGAUGAUAGCGAUUCUAAGCAUAAACAUGAACAUCAAAGAAUAGAAAUACCCUAUUUUGAUAUAUAUAAACGUUUAAGUUCAUCUAAGUCACUUGCUCAAGUUGAAGCUGGUGUUAUACAAUCAGCAAAUCAAUAUGAUUCACGUAUAUUUAAACCAAAUCGUUUAAUUGAACAAAUUAUCACAGUGACAUUAUUAUUAUUACCAAUAUGUAUUGUUGGUGUCUAUUUACGUUUUGCUAAUAUAUUAAAACAAAGAUUUGCAUUUUUAAAAUUAGGUAAAAGUGUUGAAGCACGUAAUCAGUGUAAAUCAGCUUUAAAGCAUCAAGUUCAUUGGAUUGAAGCUAUUAUGCCAUCAUGUAUACGUGAAGAAUAUCAACAAUUUCGUCAACGUAAAUUAUAUCCAAAUAAAGAUAUGUGGGUAUUUAAUAAAACUUAUCAAAAUGUUAGUAUAUUAUUUGCUGAUAUUGUUGGUUUUACAAAUAUGAGUUCAAAUAAAACAGCUUUACAAGUUGUUACUAUGCUUAACAAUUUAUUUAAUCGUUUUGAUGAUUUAUGUUCAUUAACAAAAUGUGAAAAAAUUGGUACACUAGGUGAUUGUUAUUAUUGUGUCUGUGGUUGUCCUAUCCCACAAUUUGAUCAUGCAAAAUGUUGUAUUGAAAUGGGAUUAGGAAUGUGUCGUAUUAUUAAAGUUUUUAAUUAUGAUUAUAAUGAAUCUGUAAGUAUGCGUGUUGGUAUUCACACUGGACGAGUAAAUGCUGCUAUCAUUGGUAUAAAACGUUUUCGUUUUGAUGUCUAUUCAUACGAUGUUAUCAUUGCUAGUGAACUGGAAAGUACUGGUCGAGCUGGUCGUGUACAUGUAUCACAGACAACCUUUGAUUUAACUAAAAAUUUAUAUAAUUUUUCAAAAGGUGAACCAUUAAUUAUUAAAAAAGAAGAAAAACGUGGUAUUGCUGGUAUGGAGUUGAUUAAAACAACACUGGACACCUAUUAUGUUGAUCCACGUUCAUCAUUAUUACGUGAAAAACAUGAAAAAUUUGGUAACACAUUAAUUGAUAAUUUAUUUUAUACAUCAAAACCAAUACAACGUAAGCGUUUAGUAAAGAAAACAUCAAAUGACACAUCAUUAACACAUAGAAAAGUAUCUUCAAAAGCAUCACCAUCAUCACCGCAACCCCCACCGACGCCAACAUCAAUAAAUCGAAUAGAAUCUUCUUCAUGUAUGGCUUCAACAGCGAUCACUUCAUCUUCUACAUUAUUUGAAUCUUAUCAUGAUAAUGCUGGUCAUUUAUCGUCUUCGUCAUCUGAAUUCUCCUCUUCAUCCAAAUCGUCAUCCGCUUCAUCCUCAUCACCAUCAGCAUCCUCCUCCUCCUUCUCCACCAACUCGUCAUCCUCAUCAAUAUUCUCUCCAUCAAUAUCCCCGAAAACCUCCUCUUUAUUAGCUUAUCGUCAUUCAAGAGAAUCAAUGUCAAAAAGUUCUUUAAAAACAAUUGCCACAUAUUUAUCACAAAAUCCUGAUAUCUAUCAAGAUAUCUUUCCAUCAAAAUGGUCUAAUAUACAAUGGAAGUGUCUAGGUCAGACCGUUGGAAGACAUUAUGAGUCGGUGAUUAAAAUAUUUACUCGUGAUAUUAAUUUAGUGUAUAAUUUGAAAACUGAUAGUGAAAAACAAUAUGAAUUAUUUCGUUUACCACCAUUACAACCAUUAUUAUUAAAAUUUUAUGAUCAUGAAACAGAAUGGCAUUAUAAUUCAUGCCUAUCUGAGUAUAUAAGUUCAAUAUAUAUUGAUUCACCAAAAGUUUCUGCUAUCGGUGAUGUAUUCAUCAAUAUGAUAUUAAUGUUAUUUUUAAUUGCUAAUUGUUUUAUAUGUUAUCAACAAAUAAAAUUAACUUGGCGAACAUUAACCAUCUAUAUUGCUUGUUUAUUAAUUUAUUUAUUUCUUUGUGCAUGUUUAUUAUUCACAGCAACCACAUAUAAUGUUUUCAUUAAAUCAAGUCUAUUAAAACGUUAUUAUAAUCUCUUAGUGAAUACAUAUAUCCGUGAAUUAUGCAUUGGAAUUAUAUCUGUUAUGCCAACUAUCCUGUUAUGCAUAUUCUUGUAUACAGUUAAUGAUAUCAAUGCACUAAUAGAUCGUAGAUCUUAUAUAUCAGCGCUUAGUUUUCAUUGUAUCCUAUUUCAUGCAAUACAUAUAUCUUCGAUAACAAUAUUUCGUAUUCUUUGUAUUUUAUUCACACUAAUAUUAUUAAUUAUAACAACAACAUUUAUUUAUGCUAGUCAAUCAGAUAUUGAUAUUUGUUCAAAUACAACACGUUUUAUCCAUGAUAUCGCUUAUGAUACAUAUCGAUUUAUUUAUUUAAUUGAAUUAUUUGCUUGUACAUUUUUAGUGAUUGAAGUGACACGACAAAAUGAAAUUAAUAAUCGUUUAUGCUUUUAUGUAUCACGUGAAUCAGAAAUUGUCUCCGAUGAAGCAGAGUUAGCUGUCAAUGAAGCUAAAGAAUUAUUAUAUAAUAUUAUACCAAAAUAUGUUUUAAAAGAAAUACAAUUACAUCGUCGAUUUAAUCGACGAAUAAAUUAUCCAAAAACAACAACAACAACAACAAGGAUAAAAAGAAGGAGAGGAAGUAUUUUAUCAUCGAGUGAAUCACUUGACUCUGAUGCUGCUGGAACUGGCUUUGGCACUCGCGUUGGCGUUGGCACUUCACCUUCACCGAUGACAUCAAUUCAUUAUGCUGUCACCAUAACAAAUGCUGCUGUCUCCUUUGCAACUAUAUCAAAUUUUUUUUCAAAAUAUUAUCGUGAAGAUUAUAAAGAUGGUGUAAAUGCAUUGAAAUUAUUAAAUAAUAUAAUUUGUCGUUUUGAUGAAUUAUUAAACAGUGAUGAAAUGCGAUGUGUGGAAAAAAUUAAAACAAUUAACGACUGUUAUAUGAUUGCGUCAGGAUUAAAUAAAGAAGAAAUUAAAAGUUCUAGUUCCAGUUCUUCUUCAUCUGAUAAACAUUUAAUCACUUUAUUGAAUUAUUGUCAUUUAAUGAUUGAUGAAUUAGAUAAAUUUAAUGAUAGUUAUAUUAUAGGUGGUGAUAAUUUCUCUAUUAAAAUUGGUUAUAAUAUUGGAACACUGACAGCUGGUAUCAUUGGAACAAGUAAACCAAUGUAUGAUAUCUGGGGCGAUACAGUGAAUGUAGCAAGUCGUAUGUAUUCAACUGGAGUUGCAGGUGCAAUACAAGUCCCAGAAAAUGUUACUAUCCGUUUAAAGGGAUCCUUUAAUUUUACAUAUCGUGAUGUGGUUUUUGUUAAAGGUAAAGGGUUGAUGAAAACAUUUUUAUGUAAACGAUUGAAUGAAUUAGAGAACAUAGAAAAUGGGGGGAGGAAAAAUAAAUAA
This is a messenger RNA of Trichobilharzia regenti, 3924 nucleotides long. NCBI's taxonomy places the organism in Eukaryota, Metazoa, Platyhelminthes, Trematoda, Strigeidida, Schistosomatidae. The record is from the annotation of a GenBank genome assembly.